Molecule: messenger RNA, 827 nt
Organism: Microdochium trichocladiopsis
Lineage: Eukaryota; Fungi; Ascomycota; Sordariomycetes; Xylariales; Microdochiaceae
Exons: 2
Coding region: 134-607 (157 amino acids)
Source: RefSeq, a predicted model, not a curated record
CGUCGACUCAGACUUGUCGAGCGGGUUCGUCGGUGUGAGUGCUUGUGCUGUGUGUAGGUAAAGUAUGUAUGCUGAUUAAUAGGCGAUGUCUCUGUCUUACCUUACCUGCCGGCUUUAGCCUGCCCACUGCCCCAUGCACACAUUGCCGUCGUCCCGUCUCACAAGCCCCACUGAAUGCGAGGUCGGCACGUCGCGGCGAAUAAGCAUGCACGUGCCUCCCUUGUCCUCCACCACUGCCAAGCCGCGCAGCCCGAUCCCAGAGCCCCGGGAAACUGGAAUUGAAAUGUCAGAGGAUGACCUUGUUGUGAAUGGGGUGUGGCUCGCUUGGCCUGAUGAGUGGAACGCGGUCGCCCACUUUUACCACCCGUCAUCCUUGUCGUCCAUUGUCAAAGUCAGAUCUCGAAAGUGGGAGGAGACUCGAAUCCGUGAAUGCGGAGGGGGCUUUGGGCAGAUGAUCAUGGAUUUUGGUGUCUGUCUCGUACUGGUAGACUUGCCACCCGAUCUUAAGAAUGGGGAGGGAAGGAGGGGAGUUAUACGCUCUAUGAUUCCUCGGCGCUGGGCUGGUGACCCGCUUCGGUUUUUGUUGAAUCAGAAAAGUGCAGUCUGAUGUGAGACCGUCCAAGAAGAUUCACACACCCUCAAGAUGGGAAGAAGGGGCGGCUCUGCUGCCGGGUUCUUCUCGAGACAAGCCAGGGGCUGCUGCCAAGCACCGAGCCAAUUGAAACCCAUCUAUCGCGCGCGCGAAAACCUCCCGAUUUGUCGUUGUCUUGCUCCACAAUACGCGAUGAUGGUGUGGACCUCUCUCUAGGAGAGGCAGAAAGUCGGUC